Molecule: messenger RNA, 357 nt
Organism: Exserohilum turcica Et28A
Lineage: Eukaryota; Fungi; Ascomycota; Dothideomycetes; Pleosporales; Pleosporaceae
Exons: 2
Coding region: 1-357 (118 amino acids)
Source: RefSeq, a predicted model, not a curated record
AUGGCAAGUAACGCUCCACGCAAGAGUUCGUCUUCCUCUACCGGCCGUAAUGGCGACAAACAAAUCUCAUCCCACUGCAGCAAGCAUCGCAUCAACAAGCUGAACAAUCGCAUAACAGCUAUUCGAGACUACGGCAACGCCAUGGCUGAACUGGAGAAGGCGAAAGCUGAGGUUGAAGCUGCCAAGCUACGACUUGAAGUUGCAGAACUCGAGCUCCAGACUGUAGACAGCAACGCUAAAGACGAGCGGGAAUACAAACACCAGUCGGAGCAGGCGAUGAAGCAAGAGGUAAAUCAGGAGGACGAGGACGAUGGCAGUCGAGAGCAUUGGGAAGACGAUUAUAUCGAGGAAGUGUAA